GUUGUUGUGAUGUCGUUAACUCCUCUCCUGUUGAUCUCUCUGCAGGUCUCCCAGCAAGGAUACGACAACCAACAACGUCUCCUCCGCCGCCGCCGUUCCGGCUACGACCAGCGAGCCCCCCGCUGCCGUCUCUGCCGCCGCCGCCAGCGGCCCCCCCGCCCGGCCCGGCCCCCCUGUCAGACCCAGCCCCCCCACCAUCACCUCCCCCCCCAGCACUGGCUUCGAUGACCUGCUGGAUCUGGACCCCAUGGCUGCCCCACCAGGGGGUGCUGCCGCAGCCUCCACCACCACCGGCUGGGGAGAUCUGCUUGGCGAGGCGACCUCGGCUGCUACCGACGGCGCCGCGGACGCUCUUCUGGACGAGUCUGACUCUGUCCCUGACUCCGCCCCCGCCGCCGAACCUGCCGCCGCUGCUGCGCCCGCAGCUGCCACGCCCGCAGCUGCCACGCCCGCCGGCGCCGCUGGCCCUGCCCCCGCCUCACUGCCUGUCCCCGCCCCCGCCUCCUCCGCCGCUGACAUGGACCUGUUCGGAGAUGCGUUCGCUCCCUCUCCAGGCGACGGGCCAGCUACGGCAGUACGAGCACCUGCCGCUGAUGCAUUUGGUGGAUCUGAUCCCUUCGCCCCCUCUGAGGGGAGUGCAGCCAUGGCUCCAGAGAUGGACCUGUUUGCCAUGAUGCCGUCUGACACGGGGGCCGUCACCAUCACCCCCACCUCCAGCGAGGCUCCGCCCAUCGCCCCCGUCGCUCCGAUUGCGCCCGUCGCCCCCCCCAGGGCCCCUGCCACCACCACAGAGGCUACUGCUCCACCUACCCUCGACCUCUUUGGUGAUGUGUAUGAUUCUAUGCCUGAGCACAGCCCCACCACAGAGACCAAGGCAGUCACUCCUAGCGUAGACCUGUUUGGGUCAGACCUCCCUGCCGUCUCCCGUGGGCCCUCUCCCCUGCCCGAAGCCAACGUGACCGGAGACAUCUUGGUAACGGACUCGUUCUCUGAUCCAGCUCCAGUUCCAGAAGCCUCCUCUCCUCCCAAACCCGAGCCUGAAGCAGUCAUUGACCUGCUAGACACCUUCAGCAGUCCUGCGGAGAUUCAGCCUGAUGCCCCUGGGGGGCCUGUAGACGACCUGCUGGGAGGGCUCAUCUCACCCAGCCUGGCCCCCACAGCUGCCCCUGCCCUCGCGCCCGCUCCAGUGCUCACCCCCGCACCCGCCCCGGCCCCAGCCACGCUCCCGCUCCAGAACGACCUGCUGGAGUCUGGCUUCGACGUCCUGGGAUCCCUGCCGUCCCCGACCCCCCCCGUGCCAGCAAUGCCCACCAUGCCCGUCAUGCCCGUCAUGCCCGUCAUGCCCGCCAUGCCAGCCAUGCCCACGGCCCUGUCAACGGAGGAUACAGCCGCUGUGACAGCGCCAUCUGGUGGCUUCGACACCUCAGUGCUGGGGGGUCUAGGGGAGCUGCUCAUGCCUGCUAUAACGCCCCAGAGCACUGGGGGCAGCACAGCAGGAAGUACCACAGGGAGCACCGGCACCCCCGCCACUGUGGGGCCACUGCCGGCCACGCCCUCUGCCAAGACCAUCGGGGGAGACCUGGACUCCUCAUUGGCUAACCUGGUGGGAAAUUUGGGGGUGACGAGCCAGAAAAAGGACCAGCAGUGGAAUGAGAAGAAGCUGACAGGAGGGUCUAACUGGACCCCCCAGGUGGCCCCCACCAGCUGGGGUACACCCGGACCUCAAAUGCCUGGCUUCUCCCCCGGAGCCCCAGGAGCCCCUCCCCCUGGAGGACCUAUGGCUCCACCAAUGGGAGCCCAGCCCGGCUUUGGCAUGGCCCCGACAGCCGGGCCCGGGGCCCCCAUGAUUCCUCCCAUGAUGAUGGGACAGACCCCCAUGAUGAGACCAGCUUUCACUGGGGCUGCCGCACCUGGAGCACCGAUCUCUCCUGGUCCUGCCAGUCAGAGUCCUAAGAAGCCCAAGGAUCCCCUGGCAGACCUCGACCUCAAGGACUUCAUAUAACCCCCCCCCCCCCCCCCCCCCCCUCCUUGCCCUCCUAACCCCUCCCUCUAGCUGCUUGUUUUUCUGGAGCAGGGCCCUCCGAUCUGUCUGGUGUUUUACUACGUCCCAAGAUUCCAGAGAUGUUUGUCAGCCCCCCGCCCUCCACCCCGCCUCACCCUGCCUCGCCCCGCCCACUUUUGUGUAAUGUUGUAGCACAGACUGUGAAAGUGUUCGUUGGUGUGUGCUCGUGUGGAUGUCCUUUGUCUAAACAAAUCUACACGAAAAAAGUAAAAAAAAUUAAAAAUGAAGUGGACAUGAAAACGAGCAGGAGAGUGGAGGCGUGAGUGUUUAGGCUCUUUUUCCCAGUGUCUGCGUUUCAAUUGGAUGACGUGUGUUUAUGCCCCUGGGCCCGCCCCUUGCUCUCUGCGCUGGGCUCCACCCCCUUGGGGGUGGGGGCGGAGCUUCACCCCCUGACCGGCCCCUGGUCAGCUGUAAAGAAGCGUGUCUCGUGUGGUCUGCAGAGCGUCAUCGUGAUGUACAUAAACCUGGCAGACAAGACACAAAGGCUGUCUAUAUUCUGUAUGUCCGUGAAAGAGAAUAUUGAUGUGAAUCCGAUAUCGAGCUCUAUGAAGUCAUGUGAUCAUUAUCUCCCAUCAUCAUUUCAAACGUACUUGGAGACAAAUAGUGAAUAUACUGUAUAAUGAAUACAUAUUAAGAGUCAAUGUGUAUGGGCUGAUUCCAACAAAAGUCUCUGGUGAUAUUUAAGGAUAUGUUUAGUUCUCUGUAUUUAUGUAUUUGUAUUUUUUUAUUUAUUGAAUAUUUUUCUAUUUGUUUGAUAUUUUGGGCGUCAGGUCCUUUUGGUGGCAUCCUUCUCUCCUCUUCUGUUUGUGUGUGUGGUUGGUCUCUGGAGUGGACAGGUCCCAUGUUUCUGCUUGUUUUCAGAGAAUAAUAAUUCAGUUACUCCAAGGUCAUAUGUAGGUCACAGUCAGCGGGUCCCUCCUGAGCGAUGCUGUCAUAUCAACCAAUCAGACAGGAUCAGUCACCCAUAUCAGCCAAUCAGCUGUCUCUAAAAUCAUUGAGCCGUUCGUGAAAUCAACCUGUAUGGAUUGUUGUCAUGGCUACGCCCAGUCACAGUUAGAAGUAGGUUAUUUUUGUAUUUUAGAGGAGACAGUGCAUUCCUUUCCCAUCCUCCUGCUCUGUUGUCAUAUCCUGUUUCAGUAGUGCGACCCUCCCCUGUGGUUGAACCUGUGGUAUCGUGAGUGGACACGGGCCGGCAGCCUGUGUGUGUGCGUGUGUUUGUGUGUACACAGGAGGGCGCUGUUGAACAGUGAGACCCCCACACCACAACCCAUGACCCCACCCCCCACCCCACCACCCACCCACAACCUAUGACCCCACCUCCCCCAGCCCCAGAUAUAGAGGACACUCUGUUUAAAUGUCUAUGAAAGUGACCGUCUCAGACAUUGUUGUGAAAAAAGAUGGUAUAAAACUAUAAAGGGGAAAAAAUACUUUCUCAUGAUUGAGCUAAUAAUGUAUUUUUAUUUUUAAAUUGGUAUGUUUUUUUAUUUUAUUUUUGUUUACGAUGGCCCUCUCCCAGUGCAUGUAAGCCCUUUGAGAUGCAAUAAACUCAAUGAUGGAAAGAAGA
This is a messenger RNA of Osmerus eperlanus (European smelt), 3626 nucleotides long. RefSeq names its product clathrin coat assembly protein AP180-like. NCBI's taxonomy places the organism in Eukaryota, Metazoa, Chordata, Actinopteri, Osmeriformes, Osmeridae. Bases 248 to 2002 code for a protein of 584 amino acids. The transcript has 19 exons. The record is from RefSeq and is a predicted model, not a curated record.